Drosophila hydei is the source of this 5693-nucleotide messenger RNA. RefSeq lists its product as uncharacterized. The record is from RefSeq and is a predicted model, not a curated record. The transcript has 13 exons. The coding region runs from base 490 to 5619 and encodes 1709 amino acids. NCBI's taxonomy places the organism in Eukaryota, Metazoa, Arthropoda, Insecta, Diptera, Drosophilidae. Gene Ontology annotation, cellular component: cytoskeleton.
AAAAAAAAAUAACAAAAUAGUUGAAUCGUAAUUUAUUUGAUUUUUGGCAAUUUCUACUAUUUCAAUUUACCGUGCGCUCCAACAGCGCGACAGCUGUUACUUUAACUCAAUUAACGAUCACCGAACAACGAAAACAAAAUACUCCCCUCCUUCCUCUCCAUUUACCGUCGCCCCCAAAUCACCCACAAUUGAAAUCGUUCGCGUUGUGUUGUUGCUGUGCUUUUUUGGCAACGUCUAGUCUAACGCAGAUGUUUUGAAAGUCCUGCCGCACAGGCUGUAAAGCAACAAGGACUGUUUGCCUUUGAAACGGCUAGCCCGGCGCUAGCUGAAAGUUUUUUAUUGUGCAAACCAAAGUUGAAAAAGUUGAAAGUUGAAACAGACAACGAAGGCGCAGACUAGAGCCUGUGGGUUGGCUUUCGUAAGUACAUUUAUAAGAAGAAGAAGAUUACGGGUCCCUGUGCACCGGUACGGGUAAUACGUACACUCAAUAUGGCCGGCAAUAUCGAGCAGCGUCCCUGGACGCCGACCGUGCGCACGCGUCGAAUUGCGGCGGAGACGAGCAAUCCGGGUCCGGCUAUUGUGCAGCUACCCACGUUGAUCGGCAGCAAGGUGCCGGACUCGAAGAAGAAGGGCGCGCCCUCAUAUUCCUUUGGCCAUAAGACGGUCAGCAAGGAUGAAACAACUGGUCCCGGUCCCGCCCUGUACAAUGUGGCGGGUAUGGUGCCCAAGGGCAAGGAGUACCCACGUGCAGCCACGUUACAAAGUCGUCCCAAGGAGCUGUCGCGUUUCGUCAAUCCGGGCCCUGGGGAAUAUGAUGUGCUGAAUGCAUCGAAGGCUGUCAUCGAUGCCACGCCCAAAUAUACAUUCGGCAAGAGGCCGCCCCAUAUCAAGUACCAGCUGAUACCGGCGCCAAAUAGCUAUUGUCCUGAAAAGGUCACGCAAUCAAGAAACAAUUCGCCACGUUUCACAUUUGGUAGACGAACUAAAAUCCAACACGAUCAGCAUACACCAGCUCCUGGCGCCUAUUCACCUGAGAAGGUGAAUCUCAGCAAGACACCAGAAUUUAGCUUCGGCAUCAAACAUCACGAGCUGCGCCCUGACUAUACGCCAGCACCUGGUACUUACAAGCCGGAGCAAACAGUUCUAGAGCAUACACCUGCCUAUAGUUUUGGUCUAAGGACGAAGCACGUUCAGCACAACGAUUCGCCAGCACCUGGCACUUAUAGCCCAGAAAAGUCAAAAUUGCAUGCGGCACCCGCUUUUAGCAUUGCCGGCAAGUCCAAUCACGAUGUGGUGGAUGCUACGCCAGCACCCGGCGCAUACGAGCCGGAGAAAUGCAUUUUAGGAAAGACACCCGCCUUUACGUUCGGCCAACGUGUGCAGGUCGUCAAGUCACAGGAUACCCCCGCGCCCGGCACCUACCAGCCGGAGAAAGUGCGCUUGGAUUAUGCGCCCGCUUACACGCUCUCUGGUCGACAUGAAUGGAAGUCGGUUAGCACUACCCCAGCGCCAGGCUCGUACGCCCCGGAAAAAUAUCGCAGCGACCAUACGCCAGCGUUUAGCUUCGCUGGUAAGCAUGAGCAUCGCAUUGAAACCUCCACCCCGGCACCAGGCGACUACAGUCCUGAAAAAGUACGGCACGAUCAUAAUCCUGCUUAUUCAUUUGCCGGGCGGCACGAUGCACUGAAGACGAGCGACACACCAGCACCUUGCGCCUAUGAGACAGAAAAGGUGCGACUAGACCAUAAUCCCGCGUUCUCCUUUGCCGGCCGUCAUGAUCUUCAUAAGCCAAGUGAUACCCCUGCCCCUGGAGCCUAUUCUCCGGAGAAGGUCCGUCAGGAUCACAAUCCUGCAUUCUCCAUGGCGGGCAAGCACGAUGUGAAGAUCACAAAUGGCACACCUGCUCCAGGAGAUUACUCGCCAGAGAAAACCCGGUUGGAUCAUACACCUGCUUAUUCCUUCGGUAGCAAAAAUGAUCCCAAGGUUGAGAAUAAUACCCCUGCUCCUGGUGAUUACCACCCUGAAAAGGUCAGACUCGACCACAAUCCUGCAUUUUCCUUCGCUGGUCGCCAUGAUCUUCACAAACCGAGCGAUACCCCUGCUCCAGGUGCCUAUUCUCCGGAGAAAGUCCGUCAGGAUCACAAUCCUGCAUUCUCCAUGGCGGGCAAGCACGAUGUGAAGAUCACAAAUGGCACACCUGCUCCAGGAGAUUACUCGCCAGAGAAAACCCGGUUGGAUCAUACACCUGCUUAUUCCUUCGGUAGCAAAAAUGAUCCCAAGGUUGAGAAUAAUACCCCUGCUCCUGGUGAUUACCACCCUGAAAAGGUCAGACUCGACCACAAUCCUGCAUUUUCCUUCGCUGGUCGCCAUGAUCUUCACAAACCGAGCGAUACCCCUGCUCCAGGUGCCUAUUCUCCGGAGAAAGUCCGUCAGGAUCACAAUCCUGCAUUCUCUAUGGCUGGCAAACACGAUGUGAAGAUCACAAAUGGCACACCUGCUCCAGGAGAUUACUCGCCAGAGAAAACCCGACUGGAUCAUACACCAGCUUAUUCCUUUGGAGGAAAAAACGAUCCUAAAGUAGAGAACCAUACCCCUGCUCCUGGUGAUUACCACCCCGAAAAAGUCAGACUAGAUCAUAAUCCUGCUUUCUCCUUCGCUGGUCGCCAUGAUCUUCACAAACCGAGCGAUACCCCUGCUCCAGGUGCCUAUUCUCCGGAGAAAGUCCGUCAGGAUCACAAUCCUGCAUUCUCCAUGGCGGGCAAGCACGAUGUGAAGAUCACAAAUGGCACACCUGCUCCAGGAGAUUACUCGCCAGAGAAAACCCGGUUGGAUCAUACACCUGCUUAUUCCUUCGGUAGCAAAAAUGAUCCCAAGGUUGAGAAUAAUACCCCUGCUCCUGGUGAUUACCACCCUGAAAAGGUCAGACUCGACCACAAUCCUGCAUUUUCCUUCGCUGGUCGCCAUGAUCUUCACAAACCGAGCGAUACCCCUGCUCCAGGUGCCUAUUCUCCGGAGAAAGUCCGUCAGGAUCACAAUCCUGCAUUCUCCAUGGCUGGCAAGCACGAUGUGAAGAUCACAAAUGGCACACCUGCUCCAGGAGAUUACUCGCCAGAGAAAACCCGGUUGGAUCAUACACCAGCUUAUACCUUUGGAGGAAAAAACGAUCCUAAAGUAGAGAACCAUACCCCGGCUCCUGGUGAUUACCACCCCGAAAAGGUCAGACUAGAUCAUAACCCUGCUUUCUCCUUCGCUGGUCGCCAUGAUCUUCACAAACCGAGCGAUACCCCUGCUCCAGGUGCCUAUUCUCCGGAGAAGGUCCGUCAGGAUCACAAUCCUGCAUUCUCCAUGGCUGGCAAGCACGAUGUGAAGAUCACAAAUGGCACACCUGCUCCAGGAGAUUACUCGCCAGAGAAAACCCGGUUGGAUCAUACACCAGCUUAUACCUUUGGAGGAAAAAACGAUCCUAAAGUAGAGAACCAUACCCCGGCUCCUGGUGAUUACCACCCCGAAAAGGUCAGACUAGAUCAUAACCCUGCUUUCUCCUUCGCUGGUCGCCAUGAUCUUCACAAACCGAGCGAUACCCCUGCUCCAGGUGCCUAUUCUCCGGAGAAAGUCCGUCAGGAUCACAAUCCUGCAUUCUCCAUGGCUGGCAAGCACGAUGUGAAGAUCACAAAUGGCACACCUGCUCCAGGAGAUUACUCGCCAGAGAAAACCCGGUUGGAUCAUACACCUGCUUAUUCCUUCGGUAGCAAAAAUGAUCCCAAGGUUGAGAAUAAUACCCCUGCUCCUGGUGAUUACCACCCCGAAAAGGUCAGACUCGACCACAAUCCCGCGUUCUCCUUUGCCGGCCGUCAUGAUCUUCAUAAGCCAAGUGAUACCCCUGCCCCUGGAGCGUAUUCUCCGGAGAAGGUCCGUCAGGAUCACAAUCCUGCAUUCUCCAUGGCUGGCAAGCACGACGUGAAGAUCACAUGUGGCACACCUGCUCCAGGAGAUUAUUCACCUGAGAAAACCCGGUUGGAUCAUACACCCGCCUAUACCUUUGGAGGAAAAAACGAUCCCAAGGUUGAGAAUAACACCCCUGCUCCUGGUGAUUACCACCCCGAAAAGGUCAGACUAGAUCAUAACCCUGCUUUCUCCUUCGCUGGUCGCCAUGAUCUUCAUAAGCCAAGUGAUACCCCUGCCCCUGGAGCGUAUUCUCCGGAGAAGGUCCGUCAGGAUCACAAUCCUGCAUUCUCCAUGGCUGGCAAGCACGAUGUGAAGAUCACAAAUGGCACACCUGCUCCAGGAGAUUACUCUCCAGAGAAAACCCGACUGGAUCAUACACCUGCUUAUUCCUUCGGUAGCAAAAAUGAUCCUAAAGUAGAGAACCAUACCCCGGCUCCUGGUGAUUACCACCCCGAAAAGAUCAGACUAGAUCAUAACCCUGCUUUCUCCUUCGCUGGUCGUCAUGAUCUUCACAAACCGAGCGAUACCCCUGCCCCUGGAGCCUAUUCUCCGGAGAAAGUCCGUCAGGAUCACAAUCCUGCAUUCUCUAUGGCUGGCAAGCAUGACGUGAGGAUUACAAAUGGUACUCCGGCACCUGGAGACUAUUCGCCUGAGAAGACGCGACUGGAUCAGACACCCGCUUACACAUUUGGUGGCAAAUACGACCCCAAGGUGGAAAAUCAUCAUCCAGCGCCAUGCGAUUAUUCGCCCGAAAAAGUUCGCCUUGACCAUACUCCCGCCUACACAAUUGCAGGUCGUCCGACCAUUGAGCAUAUUAGCCAGACUCCGGCGCCCUGUGACUACAAGCCAGAGAACUACCAGCUAGAUGCUACACCAGCCUUCACCUUUGGCAUGAAGCUGAAACGGGAGCAUGUCAGUGAUACACCAGCACCCACUGCAUACGAACCGGAAAAGCACACUCAACACACUCCAGCCUACACAUUCGGCACUCGAACUGAGAUCAAGGUCUCCACCGAUGCACCCGCUCCCGGCCAUUAUCAUCCAGAGCACUGUAAGCUCGACAGCUCGCCAGCAUAUAGCUUUGGUCUUAAGACCUUACCCAUGCCGCUCAUUCCAGAACCUAGAGGCGCUUACAUUGAAGAUCGCAUAUUGCAAAGACGUGAAAGACGUUUGGCUAGUCCCGUUCGUAACGCUGUUGAUGGCACCGCAAGCACUACCACUACAACCACCACAACAACAACAACCACUGAGAAACGUAUUGUAAAUGGCGAUCAAUUGGACAGUCAACACAAUCAGAAGACCACAACCACCAACACUGUCGUAGCACCCAACCCACCCAACACCGACAGCAACACUGCCACUAGCAAAACAACAAUCACAAAGACAACAACAAAGCUAGUGGGCAACGAUCCAUCGGCAUCGAAAUCGAAGUCGAAAUCGAGUCGCACCACCACGUUGCACCACUCGGCCAAUGCACAUAGCAAAGGUGACAAUCUGCAGGUCAUUGCCAGUGGCACGGCAGACGCCAGCACCACCCAGGCAGCGCAGGCAAGCACGCGCACGGUGGUGCAAUCGGAUGGUGCGAUUGUGACCAGCGGCAAGGCCAUUCGAUCGAGCACCGUUAAGUACGCUGUGGAAGCGAGCAGCGUGCAAGAGAAGACCAUCAGCUCCUAAUGUCUACAAGAUACCCACUGUCUUGGGCAGCAGCAAGGAGGGUCCGAUACGUUCAGCCCCAGCAUUUACCAUGG